AUUCCAGGUAUAACAAUAUAAACUGAUAUUUUGUCGGUCAAUUUCCGAACUUCCCUUCGAUCCAGAUGUAUUUUCCGAACAUACCACUAUAGACAAGAUGUAAUGGUUCCGGCGCGGAAGUCCUCAAACCUUUUUGUGUGCGAAUAGCCUCACAAUUGCUUUAUGGGGAAGACCCGUUUGUCAAAAGCUCCUGAUGGGUUGUGGCUGCAGCCCAAUGGCUUACCAGGCCCUGUGACACGAGUUAUCAAGCCGACCCAGCCGUUUGGCCGCCGAUCAACAUCACCGCCGGCCAGUCAGCCCAGCGAGCUGCCAAGCUGUGAUUCUAUCGCUGAUAUAAUUUUCUCAAAGCCCCCAACCCCUAAAACAAUAUAUUUUUAUCACUAAAUUGGUACUGCGUCAAAGAGUCGGAAGGCGACUCAGGGUCUACUUGAACAGAGGUGAUCGAUUCCAGGUCGAACCCAUUCCUAGAACUGCGGUCCGACAAGCUUAGGAGCAAAAGUGGAUUGGGUAAGUUUCACACAGAAAUGUCAGAAUAUUUGGCACUAAACAUUUUGAGGAUAGGUUCAAAGUGCCCAAAAUUAUGAUCAACAGUGCCAAAAAACCUGCACCAAAAAUUGACGAUAAGGAAUUCCAAAUAACUUACCCCUGAU
Molecule: messenger RNA, 650 nt
Organism: Talaromyces proteolyticus
Lineage: Eukaryota; Fungi; Ascomycota; Eurotiomycetes; Eurotiales; Trichocomaceae
Exons: 1
Coding region: 163-384 (73 amino acids)
Source: RefSeq, a predicted model, not a curated record